AUGAAUGAAUUUGUUCAAAGCGCAGUGAAUGGAGGUACAACAUCUGGAGGGAUUAGCUCAACACAGCCUGACCAAUCUUUUGAAACUCGUUUUAAUAAUUUGGAGAGGAAUUUGGAACUUUUUCAGGAGAAUGCUCGUCAUAUGGGUGUAAUUGCUAGUGAUUUUAGUGUACAGAGUCAAGAACCGUUAAAUCAAAAAGUUCAAACGCUCGUUUCUGGUCUUCAAGUUUUGGAUCAAUUAAAAAACCAAUUUGUCGAUGUUCGCGUACCUAUUCGUUUGUUGGAUAUUUUGGAUGAAGGGAACAAUCCACAAUUGUUUACUAAAGAAGCUUUAGAAGAUACAAGGAAGAGAAAUAAAGAGUGUCAGGGUGAUUCUUUUUCUUCCCUUACUUUUGUUUUUCAUUUUUUUGGAAGCUCUGUUCAUUUAAAUAAUUUUCCCUUAAUCCUUUAA
Molecule: messenger RNA, 450 nt
Organism: Meloidogyne enterolobii
Lineage: Eukaryota; Metazoa; Nematoda; Chromadorea; Rhabditida; Meloidogynidae
Source: the annotation of a GenBank genome assembly